AUGGCGAUAUCCUUGACCCCUAUCCAGUUCCCUCCCACAUUUGAGGCACCAGAGUGUCCAGAACUAGGACGGGAAGUACAUGGAAUUCACCCAAGGGACGUCUGUGGCGACCCAGAGGCGUUCGCAGCACUGGAGAAAGCGUUGUAUCAGCACGAUCUUCUUCUAUUUCGCAAUGUCGAUCUUGGUCCCAAAGAGCAAUAUCGCCUAGUGAAGGUAGGUGGAAUGCCCCUGUUUGCUUCCAUCGCUGAUCCUGACACCACAGGGCUUUUUGAUGCAUCCGCAGAAACGUAUGGACAUGGAGGGAAGAUCGAGAGAUCCUCAAUCCUGUCGUACCUGAAGAAGAUUCCUCGGGUUCCUCAGGUACAGGUCAUCGGUCAUGGAGUAGUAGAUGGACACGAAGGGCUCGAAAGGAUAGAGCUAAAGCACGCCCAUGACUCCAUGUUCCACAAAACCACAAUACCGAAGGAAGAGGAAGAGCGUUGUGGGGCAACAAGGUUCCUGAGGUGGCAUAUGGAUGCUGCGCUCUUCAAAUUCGACCCUCCUAAAGUGACAGCCUUGGACCUAGGUCAGGUAGUCCGAUAUGGCAACGGAACGGGGGACGAUCUAACAGUACCCUUGGGAACAACCGCUUUUGUAUCGGGAAAAACAAUGUUCGAGACCUUGCCCCCCGAAUGGCCAAGUUUUGCGGCUCGAGCCAAAGCAACAUACGCCCCCCGCCCGUUUGAAUGGAUAUGGAAUGCGAAGACCCUGAGCACUGGCUUAGGGUUGGUGACCGAAGGGAAGGAGGUGGGAUUGGAGGACUUGAGUGACUGGGAAGAGGCGAAAGUAAAGGUUUAUCCGUUCUUGUGGAAAAACCCUGUCACCGCGAAAUUACACCUGCAGGUGCACCCAAUGGCGGUUCGAGAGAUUAUCGUGGAGGCUAUUCCGUACGACCAACGCAGCGAGAGAGAUGUUUAUCCUGAUGGUGGCCAUAUCACUGAUUUGAAUGAAAUUCGAGAAGUCCUGUACAAAAUGCAGCGGCCUGGAAUCGCGCCAAAGUUUGUAUACCCACAUCCAUGCGCUCAGCUUCCAGCGGGCGCCAGGAAGAGCAAAGACCUCGUCUUGUUCCAUAAUCGUGGCCUGAUGCACUCAGUCGUUGGCCACUUUGCUGAAGGCCAAGUUCGACUAUUCCAUCAAUGCAAUUUAGCCUCUUUGGACCAACCCGAAGGACCGAGUCCCCAGGACAUCGAAUUGUUGCAGGUCGCGGUGAGGAGGGUGGUCGUUUGA
Molecule: messenger RNA, 1266 nt
Organism: Coprinopsis cinerea okayama7#130
Lineage: Eukaryota; Fungi; Basidiomycota; Agaricomycetes; Agaricales; Psathyrellaceae
Product: taurine catabolism dioxygenase TauD
Exons: 6
Coding region: 1-1266 (421 amino acids)
Molecular function (GO): oxidoreductase activity
Source: RefSeq, a predicted model, not a curated record